CCAUCUUGAAUAAUUAUUUAGCUUCUUACAGAACACACCAUAAAUUAUGUGACGUAAUUUUUUGACACAAUCUAUCAUGUCACGAAAAAAUCCAGAAAAGAAAUUAAUGUGAAUGAGUAGUAGAAAUCCAACAAAAUUGCCGAAAAUCCAAAUCCCAGUAAGGCAGAAGCGACACCAAGGCCCUCAGCGAAACAAUCAACAAGCGCUGCCUCUGAUGCGAAUGACUCUCUGCAGCCUCGAGUCGCACAAUCAACCAGCGUUCAACUUGAUCGGAAUGACUCUCUGCAGCCCCCAGGUGCACAAUCAACAAGCGCUGAUUCUGAUCCGAAUGUGCUGAAACCUUUUUGGUACAAUCCCUGUACUUCCAAGGUACAGUUGGGCAAAAGCACGACUACAGUAGAGACUUAUGUGCAAAGAAUUUUGGAUUAUUCCGCAACAGCAAUUUACCACAUCAAGGAGAUAUGCGACAAGGUAUGUCGUGAAUUCUUCGGCGAAGAUAACGACUACGAGUUUACCAAGAAGCUCCUCGCAGGCCAACGACUCCAAAGUCUCAACCUCCAACAGUUCGAAUCGACUUUGACGGAAACAAGACAUGACAUCCCAAAAACUUUAACAGCGAUCCACAGCAUGCUUCAACAAAUAUCGGUCCAUUUGGAAUUUUUCUCCGAUCACAAGAUGAUCAACUCUCAAAUACCGCACAUGAUAAAGCUGCUGUGCGAAGUUCAAAAGGCCUUGGCGAAAUAUGGAGAUCUUCCGGCGCAUGUGACUCGAGAUAUUAUCCCCGAGGAACUGAAAUUGAACAGGACUACUUAUUCGAGAGGGGUGCACCAGUGUAUUUUGCUGAGAGACUAUAUAGAUACUUUGUGUGCCAUAAUAAAGUUUUUCGAUAGGAAUGGCAAAGUAAGAGGAUCGGUUUUCUCUAAAUAACGUCAUGCUAUUAUACUUUUCACUUAAUAAACUUUGAAA
Messenger RNA from Ceutorhynchus assimilis (cabbage seed weevil), 966 nucleotides. The record is from the annotation of a GenBank genome assembly. Lineage: Eukaryota; Metazoa; Arthropoda; Insecta; Coleoptera; Curculionidae.